AUGGGAGAUAUCGUGCAAUCAACAAGCAUUACGAACUACAAGAGCAGGGGCUCUACGACCAUACAGUGUCCAUUGCUUAACGACACCAACUACACAGUGUGGACAAUGCGAAUGAAGGCAGCAUUGAAGGUUCAUAAGGCCUGGGAGGCCAUAGAUCCAGGAGAAGAGGAUGGUGAAAAGAAUGAUCUAGCAAAGGCGUUGCUGUUCCAAUCUAUACCAGAGACUUUGAUACUACAAGUAGGGAAUCUCGACACCGCAAAAGCGAUAUGGGAGGCCGUAAAGAUGCGACAUAUGGGAGCAGACCGUGUGAGAGAAGCACGUUUACAAAUCCUAACAGCUGAUUUCAACCGGUUAAAGAUGAAAGAAAGCGAGACAAUUGAUGGUUUUGUUGGAAGAAUCUCUGAACUUUCAUCAAAAUCGGCGGCAUUAGGAGAAGACAUUGAUGAGCCAAAGAUAGUAAAGAAAUUCCUCCAUAGUCUACCAAGAAAGAAGUAUAUACACAUUAUAGCUGCUUUAGACCAGGUCCUCGACCUUAAUAAAACAAGUUUUGAGGAUAUCGUGGGUAGGUUAAAGGCAUAUGAAGAAAGGAUUACCGAAUAA
This is a messenger RNA of Brassica oleracea var. oleracea, 600 nucleotides long. RefSeq lists its product as uncharacterized. The transcript has a single exon. Lineage: Eukaryota; Viridiplantae; Streptophyta; Magnoliopsida; Brassicales; Brassicaceae. The coding region runs from base 1 to 600 and encodes 199 amino acids. The record is from RefSeq and is a predicted model, not a curated record.